AUGGCCGGGUGGCAGGAGCGGCUGGCCGGCGUGCGCGGCGUGCUGCUGGACAUCUCGGGCGUGCUGUACGACGGCGGCGCGGGCGGCGGCACGCCCAUCGCGGGCUCGGUGGACGCGGUGGCGAGGCUGAAGCGGUCCCAUCUGAAGGUUCGCUUUUGCACCAACGAGUCACAGAAGUCACGUGGGGAGUUGGUGGCGCUGCUACGGAGACUGGGCUUCGACAUGGCUGAGAGCGAGGUGACCGCCCCCGCCCCGGCUGCCUGCCAGGUCCUGAAGGCGCGAGGCCUGAGGCCACACCUGCUCAUCCACGAUGGGCUCCGCUCAGAGUUCCAUCAGAUCGACACGUCUAACCCCAACUGUGUGGUCAUGGCAGACGCCGCCGAAGGCUUUACCUUCGAGAACAUGAAUAAAGCUUUCCGGGUACUCAUGGGGCUGGAGAGGCCUGUGCUCAUAGCCCUCGGCAAAGGACGCUACUACAAGGAGACCUCGGGCCUGAUGCUGGACAUUGGCCCCUACAUGAAGGCCCUGGAGUACGCCUGUGGCAUCGAAGCAGAAGUGGUGGGGAAGCCGUCUCCUGAGUACUUCAAACUGGCCCUGCAGGAGCUGGGUGUGGAAGCGCACCAGGCCAUCAUGAUCGGAGACGACAUCGUGGGCGACGUCGGCGGGGCCCAGCAGUGCGGGAUGCGGGCGCUGCAGGUGCGGACCGGCAAGUUCAGGCCCAGCGACGAGCACCAUCCUGAAGUGCAGGCCGAUGGCUAUGUGGACAAUCUCGCCCAGGCUGUGGACCUGCUGCUGCAACACACAGACCCCUGA
Messenger RNA from Elephantulus edwardii (Cape elephant shrew), 813 nucleotides. It is a transcript of the gene LHPP, whose product is annotated as phospholysine phosphohistidine inorganic pyrophosphate phosphatase. The transcript has 7 exons. The record is from RefSeq and is a predicted model, not a curated record. Gene Ontology annotation, molecular function: phosphatase activity; inorganic diphosphate phosphatase activity. The coding region runs from base 1 to 813 and encodes 270 amino acids. Gene Ontology annotation, cellular component: cytosol. NCBI's taxonomy places the organism in Eukaryota, Metazoa, Chordata, Mammalia, Macroscelidea, Macroscelididae. Gene Ontology annotation, biological process: dephosphorylation.